AUGAACAUGCCCCUUGUUGCGGGCGUGGCUCCUCGUGCGUGCAAGGCAGCGGCACCUGCUGGUGUCUCUGUGCGCACGUACAUGCAGGAUGUGGUUAUCAAGAGGAAGACGGGUAUGCCUCAGGUUGCCAGGGGCCCAUACGGCCUCGGUCGCAACUCGGUGACGGGCAGCGUGGCUACCGUCUUUGGUGCGACUGGUUUCCUCGGCCGCUACCUCGUGAGCAAGCUCGCAAAGCGCGGUACGCAGGUUGUGGUGCCCUACCGUGACGAGGAAGAGAAGCGUCACCUGCGCGUUCUCGGCGACCUUGGACAGAUCGUGCCUCUCGAGUGGGACAUGCGCAAUGACCAGCAGACCCUCGAGUGUCUGCGGCACUCGGACACCGUGUACAACCUCACGGGCCGCAACUACGAAACGAAGCGGUUCUCCUUCCAUGACGUGCACGUCGAGGGUGCGCGCCGCAUUGCCGAGAUCGCGCAGAGUGCGGGUGUUGCGCGCUUUGUGCAGAUGUCGCACCUGAGCGCGGACGCCAACUCGCCGAGCGGCUACCUGCGCACCAAGGCGCUUGGUGAGGACGCCGUGCGCCGCUCGUUUGAUGGCGCGACGGUUGUGCGCCCUUCGUCGAUGUACGGCCACGAGGACCGUUUCCUGAACAAGCUUGCUUCUUGGCCCAUCACCUGGAAGCUGAACAACAUGCAGACGCAGUACGCGCCCGUCCACUCGCUCGACGUGGCGCAAGCGCUCGCCAUCAUUGGCGAGACAGACGCUGCUUCGAUCGGCCAGACCUAUGCGCUUCCUGGUCCCAAGACGUACACGGUCCGCGAGCUGCUGGAGCUCGUCGAGAGCGUCACCUACCAGAAGCUCAUCUCGCCGGAUAUCAACGUGCCCAAGUUCAUUUUCAAGAGCGUGGCCCGCCUGGGUGAGAAGGGCAUCUGGUGGCCCAUGUUCAACGCGGAUGAGGUGGAGCGCCGCUUCAUCAGCGAGAACCCCAACGUGACGGGCGUCAAGGGCUUUGCUGACCUCGGCAUCGACCCUGAUGUCCUCGAGGACGUGGCGAUCCUGUACUUGCGCCGCUUCCGCUCCCACCUCCGCUACGAGCAGCCCAUGAGCAACGCGCACACGGGUGCGAUCAAGCUCAAGAAGAGGGCCUACCGCGUGAUCGACACUGCGACGACCUACUUUACGUAUCUGGUUCAUGCCGCCCCAGCCGCGCUGACCGAAAAGACGCCCAAGGCGCAGGCGUCGGUCAUGCAGCGCAUGAUCAACCGCGCGUCCGACUUCUGGGUCAACCUGGGCCGUACCGACGUGUCGUCGACGUUGAACUGGCGCCGGCGCACGUUCCUGCUCGGCGAGCGCAUCAUGGACCGCAUCGAGUACGAAGAGUGGGCACUCAAGGGCAUCGACCAGGGCAUGGGGCCUGCCCUGAAGGAGCUGAUGGAGCACGAGGCGAACAAGCGCCAGGCCGCGCCGCUGAAGCUGGAAUACCCAAAAGAGCUCGUGUCCGAGUCCGAGGUGAUGAAGUCGCUGAGCGAGCUUGCGAAAAAGCGCGAGCCGCACCACUACCGCCUCCUGGCCUACAACAUGGUCGGCAUUCCGAUCACCGCGCCUUUGUUCUUGGUGCCGGUCCUGCCCAACUUUGUCACAUACUAUCUCAUGUGGCGCGCAUGGAGCCACUGGCGCGCGUACAUUGCGUCUCAAGCCCUGAAUGUCUUGCUGAAAAGAAAGCUGAUCGAGCCCGUGCCGAGCACGCAAUUCGAGGCGGCCUUCCAAGAGGUGCAGAGCACCAAGGAUGCGGAUCUCACGGACUGGGACGUGUAUCUCCACGCCGAACAAAUCGCACCGCUCGUACGCGCAUUUGAUCUAUCGACGCAAGCACGCAUCGACCUGCGGCGGGCGCAGGAGCAGCUCACUAUGGUCAUGCAGCGCGGCCAAAAGAGCCAUACAUAG
This is a messenger RNA of Malassezia japonica, 1944 nucleotides long. RefSeq names its product Protein-lysine N-methyltransferase efm5 (gene EFM5). NCBI's taxonomy places the organism in Eukaryota, Fungi, Basidiomycota, Malasseziomycetes, Malasseziales, Malasseziaceae. Bases 1 to 1944 code for a protein of 647 amino acids. Gene Ontology annotation, cellular component: mitochondrion. The transcript is spliced from 4 exons. The record is from RefSeq and is a predicted model, not a curated record. Gene Ontology annotation, molecular function: protein-containing complex binding.